CCGCCCCCCGGACCUCCGGAAGCCCCCUUCCCCCUGGUUCUAGACCUGCUCGGAAAUCCCUUCCAGCUCCCCUGGAUGGCCAAGGAGUUUGGCUUCGUGCUUCCCUCCAGCUCGCCACUGUAACUCCUCCCGCCCCCACCCCGCUCCGGGAUCCAGCCCCCCCGACCCCCACGGUCCGACGAGAAUCGGAGGGGCCCUGUCCCAACGCCUGCCGAUCUCCCCGGUGACCCCCUGACCCCAGCCUCCCCGUCCCUCGUCUGGGCCUCUUCCCCCUCGAGUCCUCCCGGACCCGGGAUGAAGGGUGGGGAGGGCGAUGCGGGGGAACAGGCCCCCUUGAACCCCGAGGCGGGGGAGAGCCCCGGAGGCUCGGCCACCUACCGAGACUUCGUGCAUCGGGGCUACCUGGACCUUAUGGGGGCUAGCCAACACUCCCUCCGGGCCCUCAACUGGCGGCGACUCUACCUCAGCCGGGCCAAGCUCAAGGCCUCCAGCCGCACAUCCGCCCUCUUGUCCGGCUUCGCCAUGGUGGCCAUGGUGGAAGUCCAGCUGGAGACGUCGUACGACUACCCGCCCGGGCUGCUGGUGGCCUUCAGCGCCUGCACCACGGUCCUGGUGGCCGUCCACCUCUUCGCUCUCAUGGUCUCCACCUGCCUGCUGCCCCACAUCGAGGCCGUGAGCAACAUCCAUAACCUCAACUCCGUCCACCAGUCGCCCCACCAGCGGCUCCACCGCUACGUCGAGCUGGCCUGGGGCUUCUCCACGGCCCUGGGCACCUUCCUCUUCCUCGCCGAAGUCGUGCUGGUCGGCUGGGUCAAGUUCGUGCCCGUCGGGGGACCCACCGGGACCCGGGGGCCCGUGAUGCCCUCGCCCCUGGCUCCCCGGGCGCCCGGGACCGCGGCUCCCUCGCCCCGGGGGCCGGGUCUGGCGGCUUCCCCGUCCGCGGCCUCGGCUUCGGCGCCGCCCUCCGCGUCCGUGGCCCCUCCGGUCGCCGUGACGUCCGCCGUGGCCUGCCUCCCCCGCCAGCCCUGCGGCGGGGCCCCUCCCUCCCCCCCGCCCCACGGCCCCGGCUGGCACGCCGCUAUGGCGUCCACCGUCAUCAUGGUACCCGUGGGCCUGGUGUUUGUCGCCUUUGCCCUCCACUUCUACCGUUCCCUGGUGGCUCACAAGACAGACCGGCACCGGCAGGAGCUGGAAGAGCUGAGCCGGCUUCAGGGGGAGCUGCAGGCGGUGUGACCGGCCUGGCGGGGGCCGAGGCUCGGGGGCGGCCUCGGGAGGAGGUCCGCGCGGCCACGGCGCGGGGAGGGGGAAGCGGGACGCGCGGACGGACGCGACCCCGACGGCCCCAGGGUGGAACUCGGAAGCACUGACCGAUCCGAUCCGGACGAAGAGCCACGGGCUGGCCCCGGCCCCCACUGCCCCUCAGGAGAAAUCCAGAGCCGGGCGGAGGCUCCUCGGCCACGGACACGUCCCCUUCCCCGACCAGUCACGGCCACGGGAAACCCCACUCAGGUAGAUACCUAGCCUCCUAGGGACGAGGCCCCUAGGCCUCCCCCCAGGUUCUCCCCGCAUUGAUUCCUCGGGGCUGGGCCUCGAAGGAAACCCCCGUGAUCCUGAAUUUUGUAAGACCUGCCCCGCCUUCCUGUCACUCGGGCCCCAUUUCCUUGCACCUCUCUUGGCGGGAUGUCUCUUUCAAGCGAAAUUCUUUCAUCCCCGCCCUCUUGCUUCUGUUGGGACCACCGUAAUUGUUUGCAAGGCCGGGCCUCAGGCCUCCCCCCCACAGCCCCCACCGCCCCCUCACCACCCCGGACACACACUUCCCGUUUGGUUAAAGCUUAAGCUCCGACUGCACUAGUACCUGCUCCUUUGAGCUGGAUGCCUCUGUUCCUCCCUCCCGUUUUGGUAGGUCCCAUCUUAACGGUGGUUGCGAUCCCAAAGUUCCUCUCCACCGAAGUGCCAUCCUGGUGAGCCUUCCGCCGUUGCCUGGGUGGUUGGGGGUAUUCUGCUAUUGUCUAGCCCCCUCAUUUUUAGCGGUUUCCUCCCGGGGGUUUCCAAGCUUCCACCCCCUCCUGGAUCCGAGAGGUCGGUCCAGGACUCGGCUCCCCUGGUUUCCGAGAGGCAUGUCUGCCCGGUUUGAUCUACGGGGAUAUUUGCCUGUCGGUCCCAACUUCCGUUCCUCAGGGCCGCUGUCUGGACCCCUCUCUUGGUAGGCCCCGGAGUGCUCGGCCGACUCCCUCCGAGCCGAGCCCCGCCGGUCGGAAUCCACGUCCCGGGUCCGGUCCGGUAACGUUCCCGUCGCGGUAGAUCCAGCCUAUCCAAAAGAGAAGUCUUCCCCCGCCGCCCCACGGUAAUCUGUUUAUCGUAGGUCUUACUGAGGGCCCUGUUACAUCAGAACCAAUCUAAUUUUUCAUCACCAACCACUGCCUAUUUAUCCCCUCUCAACGUCACCCUCUCGCCGAAGCCCUGGGAGGAAAGGGAGUGACGGGAAGGGCAGAGUGGGCAACCGACGGCAGGGAGGAGCUGGUCUAGGAAAGGAACAAUUGGCUCACAUGGGGAGGGGUCUCUCCCCUGUCACUGUAAUCACCCCGAGGCCUUGCCGCUCACAGUGAGAUCCCCAAGGAUUGGGGAGCAACUCAGACACAGUUUUCAAUGCACCUUUUUUUUUUUUGUAAAAUAAAUCUUGUUUAACUAAAGA
Messenger RNA from Ornithorhynchus anatinus (platypus), 2692 nucleotides. It is a transcript of the gene ORAI3, whose product is annotated as ORAI calcium release-activated calcium modulator 3. NCBI's taxonomy places the organism in Eukaryota, Metazoa, Chordata, Mammalia, Monotremata, Ornithorhynchidae. The coding region runs from base 295 to 1233 and encodes 312 amino acids. The record is from RefSeq and is a predicted model, not a curated record. Gene Ontology annotation, cellular component: membrane. The transcript has 2 exons. Gene Ontology annotation, molecular function: store-operated calcium channel activity. Gene Ontology annotation, biological process: store-operated calcium entry.